Setaria italica (foxtail millet) is the source of this 2663-nucleotide messenger RNA. RefSeq names its product phosphoglycerate mutase-like protein 4. Gene Ontology annotation, molecular function: phosphatase activity. NCBI's taxonomy places the organism in Eukaryota, Viridiplantae, Streptophyta, Magnoliopsida, Poales, Poaceae. The transcript has 7 exons. Gene Ontology annotation, cellular component: cytosol; cytoplasm. The record is from RefSeq and is a predicted model, not a curated record. Bases 293 to 961 code for a protein of 222 amino acids.
GCCUCUUCGUGGUGGAUAGGAUUCGCGUCGCGUGCGUCGCUUACUUCGCCCCUUCGGAAAUGGCCUACUUCGCGUCGCGUACAUGGAGAUGGAUAGGGUUCGCCGCGGCGUUUCCUCUCUUGUGCCUCUGGCCUCCUUUCUAUAAAGUCGCCCCUUCCCUCUGCAGGGCAGCUAGAUCAUAUAGCACAAGAGAUCAGAGAGGUUCCAGAUUUCAAAGAACCUCUGCAAGGCAGCUAGAGCAAGAGCGACCAUCUCCCCUUCCCUCUGCAGCAGUAACGCCGGCCGAUCGAUCAUGGCACCUGCGUCGACGCACGGCGAGCACUUCGCGGAGGUGGUGUUGGUGCGCCAUGGACAGACGGAUUGGAACGUCUCCCGCAUCAUUCAGGGACGGAUCGAUCAGGAGCUGAACGAAACUGGUAGGCAGCAAGCUACCAAGGUUGCCCGUCGUCUGUCGGAAGAAGCCAAGCCAGCUGCCGUCUACUCCUCUGACUUGAAGCGUGCUUCAGAGACUGCGCAAACGAUCGCAGCGCAUUGCUGCGUAUCUGAUUCUGAUCUGGUGAUUGAUCGGGCACUGACGGAAAGGCACGGGGGAUUGUUCCAAGGUUGGACCUUUGACGAUGCCAAGAGAUCUGAAGCUUACAAGGUUUUCGCACGCGGUGGCAGAGACCAAGAAAUACCUGGUGGUGGGGAGAGUCUUGAUCAACUUUCCGAGCGCUUAGUUCCCCGCUUGAACGCAAUCGCCGAGAAGCAUAAGGGUGAGCGGGUGGUCGUCGUCUCCCAUGAGGCAGUCAUAGAGGAAAUCUGCAGGCACGCCGAUCCAACGAUCUCGGUUGGCAGGAAAAUUCCUAACACCUCAAUCAGCGUUGUCCAUAUCUCCGGUUCCGAUGGCCGCUGGAUCCUGGAGAAGUUCGGGGACGCCGGACACCUCAUCGGAGAUGGCUUCCCGCAGAGUACAUUGUAACCGAAAAUAUGCUGCUCAUGUUCAUACAGACUGUUAAAGCAUAGGUGAUGCCUUCAUUCCUUCCUCCAUUGUAGCUCAUUUGUCCGUGAGAACUUCUAUUUUUAGUCAAUCACCCUGUAAUUUGUGAAAUGUAUUUUUUUUGAAAGUUAAUAGAAACACUACCGUAUCAUAUAGUAAAUUCGUUCCUUCAUGGCUACAAUGCUCUCAUUUGUCAGUGAACUUUUAUUUUAUUUUCAGUGAAGUAUUUUUUUUUUGGAAAGUUAGCAGAAGCACUACCAAGGAGAAGAAGCAGCAGUUCCAAUGUGGACCGAGCAACUGAACUAGCCAUUCUUCUUUCUUUCUUUCCUUUUUCUCUAAACGCUCCCACACCUCGCGCCGCGGCCGCCGCUCCUGCCCCGCAUCACCCCGCUCCCGCGGACGCCGGGAUGGAAGGGAAGGCCGCCGAGACGUGCGCUCGCGCCAGGGAGAUGCACAGCACGCUCCCGGAGGCGAGGCACUGCAACCGCCUGCUCAGGCUUCUCGUGGAGCGCCUGCGAUGGGAGGAUGCCCGGAAGCUGUAUGACGAAAUGCUUGCGGAGGAGGGCGGCGCGGAUAACUACAGCACCUGCGCGAUGGUCAGAGGGAUGUGCUUGGAAGGGCGGGUGGAGGAGGGGAUGAAGCUGAUUGAGGCGAGGUGGGGAGCUGAGUGCAUUCCGCACGCCGUGUUCUACAAUGUGCCGGCGCGGGGACAUUGGGAAGGCAUUGCUUUUGUUGGGCGAUAUGGACACGAAAGGAUUUUUGCCAACUGUGGUGACAUAUGGUUCUAUUGUUAACUGGCUCGGGAGGAAAGGUGAUCUGGAGACGAUUGGGAGUUUGCUUGGGGAGAUGAGGGUGAGAGGAUUGCCCCCCAAUGUGCAGAUUUAUAACACUGUGGUUGACGCAUUGCUGCUGUUGGGCGAUAAAAAGGCUUUCUCAUCAGAUGACCGAAACCAAGAAAUUCCUGUAACUAACUUCCAUUCUCCUCCCAAAGCUACCUUGAAUCCUUCUGAAUCAGUGACAGUCAUUUUUCCUUCUGGUUGCUGUAUACUAGUUAUCUAAUCCGUUCAUUUUUUUGGUAGGGUGGUGGGGAGAGUCUUGAUCAACUUUCCAAGCGCCGUGUUUCCUACUUGAACAUGAUAGCUGACAAGCACAAGGGGGAGCGUGUGGUUGUGGUCUCCCAUGGCGCCACCAUAGAGGAAAUCUGCAGGCACGCCAAUCCAAUGACGACAUUGGUUCGCAGAAGAAUCCCCAACACUUCAAUCAGCGAGAUCCAUAUUUCCGGUGAGAACGGCCAUUGGAUCCUUGAGAAGCUCGGGGACGUCGGCCACAUCAAUGAAGAUGGCUUUCUGCAGAGUGCAUUUGGCGGCGAUGGCAAGAAAACAUGCUGCUCUGCUCUUGUUCGUACGGCAAUACAAUCGGCUACCUCGAGUCCUUGAUACGCUUGAACAUGCCUCCAUUCUUCCAUUACUACAAUGCUCUCACUUGUCAGUGCAAUGAUAAUGAACUUGUAUAGAAAUUCCUCUGUGGGUAAACAAUACCACACUGAAAUUUGAAGCAUUGCACUGCUGCUUGUAAAUGCCUGCUCAUAGGCAGUUGUGAAUGUAACCCUGAAGUGUAAAGUGUUUGAUUCUACCCUAAUAAUGCUGGCUUGCUGCUUCUGCAUCGGCAGGGGAACGGCUUUGUA